AUGCAAUAGUAAUUUUUGAUAAAUCCAUUGAACUUGAUCCGAAACAUGUAAAAGCCUAUAAUAAUAAAGGUUUAUCUCCAUAAUUAAAUUUUAGGUGUUAGUUUAUAUGAUUUAAAAUAAUAUGAACAAGCAAUAAUCUGCUAUGAUAAAGUCGUUUCGCUUGAUCCAAAUUAUGUUAAUGCCUAUUUUAAUAAAGGUUUUGUUUUUUUUUAUUUUAGCAAUUUCCUUAUAAUUUUUGAAUCAAAUCAUGUAAGCUAUACAAAAUUACUAAAUUGCAUUAAAUAUGAACCAUCCAUCUUCUCAUUAAAUUUAAUAAAUUAUCAAUUAACUUAGAACACCAUUAUAAUCAUGA
Molecule: messenger RNA, 352 nt
Organism: Paramecium pentaurelia
Lineage: Eukaryota; Ciliophora; Oligohymenophorea; Peniculida; Parameciidae
Source: the annotation of a GenBank genome assembly